Messenger RNA from Malurus melanocephalus (red-backed fairy wren), 460 nucleotides. Its product is annotated as IQ motif and SEC7 domain-containing protein 1-like. Gene Ontology annotation, molecular function: guanyl-nucleotide exchange factor activity. Gene Ontology annotation, biological process: regulation of ARF protein signal transduction; actin cytoskeleton organization. The transcript is spliced from 4 exons. NCBI's taxonomy places the organism in Eukaryota, Metazoa, Chordata, Aves, Passeriformes, Maluridae. The annotation marks the transcript as partial. The record is from RefSeq and is a predicted model, not a curated record.
AUGACCAGGAAGCCAGAGAAGGGGAUCCAGUACCUGAUCGAGAGGGGGUUCCUGUCCGACACCCCCGUGGGCGUCGCCCACUUCAUCCUGGAGCGGAAGGGCCUGAGCCGGCAGAUGAUCGGCGAGUUCCUGGGCAACCGCCAGAAACAGUUCAACCGCGAUGUCCUCGACUGCGUGGUGGACGAGAUGGACUUCUCCGGGAUGGAGCUGGACGAGGCGCUGCGGAAGUUCCAGUCCCACAUCCGGGUGCAGGGGGAGGCGCAGAAGGUCGAGCGUUUGAUCGAGGCCUUCAGCCAGCGCUACUGCGUGUGUAACGCGGCCCUGCUGCGCCAGUUCCGCAACCCGGACACCAUCUUCAUCCUGGCCUUCGCCAUCAUCCUCCUCAACACCGACAUGUACAGCCCCAGCGUCAAGGCCGAGCGCAAGAUGAAGCUCGAGGACUUCAUCAAGAACCUGCGAG